This is a messenger RNA of Fraxinus pennsylvanica, 2658 nucleotides long. The record is from the annotation of a GenBank genome assembly. NCBI's taxonomy places the organism in Eukaryota, Viridiplantae, Streptophyta, Magnoliopsida, Lamiales, Oleaceae.
AUGGAAUCAUCACCAGAAGAACCACAACAAAAGCGCCCGCACCUCAACAACAACCAGGAAAACUCGUCAAUGGCUCGCAACUCUUCGUCUUCGUCAGACGACAACAAACCCGUUGAUGCUGCAGUACUUCAAUACCAGAACCAUAAACUUGUUCAGCAGUUAGAGGCACAGAAGCAAGAGUUACAUGAUCUAGAAGCCAAAAUCAUGGAAUUAAAAGACAAACAAGCUUCUUAUGACAAUAUGCUGAUUAAAGUGAAUCAGCUAUGGAAUCAGUUAGAUGAAGAUUUAGUUUUACUUGGAGUGCGAGCUGGGGCAGGCAAAAGUGCUUUACAACACUUAGAUCGCAUUGAUUCUUCUCGAGGUUCAAUUCCAUCAUGUCCUCCGGAGGACAUGUUCCUUUGUAGGCUACUACAAAAAAAUUCCAUUCCAAGGGAUGGAGCUGAUGGAUCAAUUAAUUAUAUUAAAGAAGCUCUUGCAUCACGUCAGGCUUCUACAAGCGAAUUGAUGAAAUUACUGGAAGAUACUAUUUUUGCUCAGAGAGCCAAACUGGAGGACAUCACUCAGAUUUUGCAGGGAAACCAAUCCGCAGAAGAUGCUAUCAUCCAAUUACAUAAGCUGGAUGAUUUAAUGAAAGAGGAGGCUGGUCAUCUGCACGAGGCCAUUGAUGUUCUUCAUUUGAAGCAUAAACAAUAUGCAGACGAAAUUCAGACUUGCAUCAAUAACCAUUCAGUGGAUCAAUCUGAGAUAAAGCGUCUUGCAGGUGAGCUGGAAGAAAGCAUGGCAGAUCUUGAAGAAAGCAGAAGAAAACUGAUUAAUCUGAAAAUGCAGAAAGACGGGGCAUCUGGGGUACAGGUUCCCAUCCCAGUUCCUGUUUUAGGUGUAGAGAAUGGAACUAUGUCUCCUGAAAAGCCUUCAGAUAGGUCAAAACGUUUAAGGGAAGCAAAAGAGUCUAUCGAGGAAGUAAAGGUACUGGCAGAGGAUCGCCUUUCUGAGCUUCAAGAGGCACAGGAGGACAAUAUGAUCUUGUUAAAACAAGUGCAGGAUCUUCAGAAUGAACUGAAGGAAGACAAGUAUGUAUUAUCAUCUCGUCCUUACACCUUACUGACUGAUCAGCUCCAGCACUGGAAUGCUGAGGCAGAACGUUAUAAAGCGGCGACAGAGUCUUUGCAGGCUGAUAGGUCUUUCAUCAUACGAAGGGAAAAAGAACUGAAUAUAAAAGCAGAGUCUGUAGAUGCUGCACGGGACAAACUUGAUAAAUCUGAGUCAAAGAUUGAAGAACUAGAGCAUCAACUACAGAAGUGUGUUAUUGAGAAAAAUGAAGUGGAGAUAAAAAUGGAAGAAGCUUUGCAAGAUUCAGGGAGAAAAGAUGUUAAAGAGGAGUUCAAGGUAAUGGCAUCGGCUUUAUUGAAGGAAAUGGGAAUGAUGGAAAGCCGGGUGAAUAGGUGGAAGGGGACGGCUGAUGAGGCUAACUCCUUGCGCGAGAAAGCCCAGUCAUUGAAUUCUUUACUGGAUAGAAAGACUAUUGAUCUGAAGGCCUUGGCUGAUAUAUGUGCUCAACAGAUCGGAGAGAUCAAGUCCUUAAAUGAAAUUAUUGAGAAAAUGCAGAAGGAACAACAAGAGCUUGAGUUUUAUUUGGACAUGCUGGGUCAACAAAUAUAUGAUAAUAGAGGGGUGAUGGAAAUUAAUGAAUCGGAAAGAAGAGCUCAAUCUCAAGCUGAAAUUUUGAGAAAUGCGCUAGACGAACAUGGUCUAGAGUUGAGAGUGAGAGCAGCUUAUGAAGCUGAGGCUGCAUACCAGCAGAGGCUUUCUGUUGCAGAUGCAGAAAUAGCUGAACUGAGGGCUGAAUUAGAAGCUUCUGAGAGGGAUGUUUUGGAGCUCAAGGAAGCCAUCAAUAUCAAAGAAGGGGAGUCAGCAUUGUAUAUUUCUGAAAUUGAGACUAUUGGUCAAGCUUAUGAAGAUAUGCAGACGCAGAAACAGCACCUGUUGCAGCAAGUUACUGAAAGAGAUGAUUAUAAUAUCAAGCUGGUUUCUGAGAGCGUAAAAGCAAAACAGUUACAGAACUUAUUACUCUCUGAGAAUCAGGCUUUAGAAAAGCAACUUGAACAGGGUAAUGGAUUGCUUGAAUCUUUAAAGUCGAGGAUUGCCCAAAGUGAAGAGCUGAUGAAACUUUACCAGGUGGAAGCAUUAAGUACCAUCCAAGAAGACAGGCACCUUGCAAUAAAAAUAGAAACUGCAAAAUGGGAAUUAGCAGAUGCUGAAAAGGAAUAUAAGAUGCUGAAAUCCGCUGUAUCUUCAUCAGAAAAGGAAUAUGAGCAGAUCCAGAGGAAAAUGAACGAUAUUCAAAUAGAACUGGACAGUGAAAGAAAUGAACGAAAGAAGCUCGAUGAAGAACUCAUGGAGUUGAAUGGAGCCGUAGCUGAGAUGACUUCUGAAAGUGGGGAGGCUGCAAUUCAGAAACUACAGGAUGAAAUCAAGAAUUGCAAAGCUAUUCUCAAGUGUGGGGUGUGUUUUGAUCGACCAAAGGAGGUUGUAAUUACGAAGUGCUACCAUCUAUUUUGCUAUCAGUGCAUCCAAAGGAAUUUAGAGAUUCGCCUCCGCAAGUGCCCGGGUUGUGGAACUCCAUUUGGGCAAAGCGAUGUUCGAUUUGUAAAAAUUUAA